This is a messenger RNA of Pocillopora damicornis (cauliflower coral), 2333 nucleotides long. RefSeq names its product dnaJ homolog subfamily A member 1. Gene Ontology annotation, biological process: response to heat; protein folding. Lineage: Eukaryota; Metazoa; Cnidaria; Anthozoa; Scleractinia; Pocilloporidae. Gene Ontology annotation, molecular function: Hsp70 protein binding; ATP binding. The record is from RefSeq and is a predicted model, not a curated record.
CACACAUACGUCAGCGGAAUACGAAGAGAAACUGAUUAUUUUCACGAGGAACUAGAGUCUCUUUGAGAGAAAUCCAAUUUCGGCCUUAGUUAUGGUCAAGGAGACGACACUUUACGAAACUCUUGGCGUAGAUCCGUCUGCUACCCCUAGUGAAAUUAAGAAAGCUUAUCGUAAACUCGCCUUGAAGUAUCAUCCGGAUAAAAAUCCAGAUGCCGGCGACAAAUUUAAGCAGAUUUCCCAUGCCUAUGAAGUAUUGUCCGAUGAAAAGAAAAGAAGCAUUUAUGAUGAAGGAGGAGAAGAAGCUCUUAAUGGUGGUCCGGACAUCGGUGGGUUCCAUUCCCCAAUGGAUAUUUUUGACAUGUUCUUUGGCACAGGGCAUGGACAUUCCAGAGCACGUCAAGAACGUAAAGGAAAGGAUAUGAUACACCAGCUCAAGGUGUCCUUGGAAGACAUGUACAAUGGUUCUACAAGACAACUUGCUUUGCAAAAAAAUGUCAUCUGUAGCAAGUGCGAGGGAAGAGGAGGAAAGAAGGGUUCAGUUGUAAGUUGUAAUACUUGUCAUGGCAGUGGGACCAGGAUCAGGAUCAAUCAAAUUGCACUCGGGAUGGUUCAGCAAAUUCAAACACAAUGUAGGGACUGCGGUGGAACAGGAGAGAGAAUAGCAGAAAAGGAUCGUUGCAAGAACUGUCAGGGUAAAAAGACAAUCAAAGAACGUAAAAUCCUGGAGGUGCAUAUCGACAAAGGAAUGAAAGAUGGUCAAAAGAUCACAUUUUCCUCAGAGGGAGACCAGGAACCUGGUAUUGAACCAGGUGACAUCAUUAUCAUUCUUGAUGAAAAGCCUCAUCCAGUUUUCCGGCGAGAUGACAUGGACCUGCAUAUGAAAAUGGAAAUCGAGCUGGUUGAGGCACUCUGUGGCUUUCAGAAAACGAUAGAAAUGUUGGAUAAGAGGCAACUGCUCGUUACGUCUCAUCCUACAGAGAUAAUAAAACCUGGCGAAGUGAAAUGUGUUCGAGAUGAAGGAAUGCCAAAAUUCAAGAGCCCAUACGAGAGAGGAUUUCUCAUCAUAACUUUUUCGAUAAACUUCCCUCCGGAUGGAUUUCUUUCUGCUGGUGAAAUCCCUAAACUAGAGCAGCUGCUACCUCCCAGAGACGAAAGUAUUGUUCCUGAGGAUGCAGAAGAAGUCGACCUUGUAAAAAUCGAUCCUCAGGAGCAAGCAAGAAGUCGUAUGCACCAUGGGGGCUUUCAUGACGAUGAUGAAGACUAUGGCCCACCAAGAGGAGGGGUGCAGUGUCAGUCACAGUAAAUUUUAACUCAAAAUUGUUCUCCAGUACACGCUUCAAUAUGAUAUUCCUCUGAUUUAAUAAAAAUGAAAACUUUCUCUUCUCUUGCUUUAGGCUAUAUGUAAGUAAGUAGUGUAACAGUGACCCGGACUAAAAAAUUGAUACGUCUGAUUAAUUUAAUAUUCACCGACAUGCAUUUUACGCUCUGUUUCGAUUAUUUUGUGUUUUUUCAUAGUGAUCAUUUUCCUCUUUGAAAAGUGAAAUGGUUUGUUUUCCAACAUGGCUUAAAAAUGGGUUGCUUUGUACAUUUCUGUUUGCAUUUGUUUUAUGCCGGCCAGGCUUACAGCUGUCCGAAUAGAACGCAGGAGAUACGCUCGAAGGAGGAGUCUGACCCCUUCCUGCGUGCCUUCUUGUUCGAAAUAUAACCCAGGCUCUCUCGUGCAUAUACCUUCGUGUUUCCGCAUGUCAGUCCAAAUCACUCGCGACAGCCUUAAAUUGGGAAGGUGCUGACGAAACUAAUUUUAUUUUUUAGUUCAUUUCCCGCCUUUCUCAGUUUGGAAGGGUAUUCUUCCUUAAAUUUGAGGGCUUUUACAUAACUUUUGUUCCUAUAUAAUACAAUAAUCACUAAAAAGUAAAUGAGGAUUCACAUCGUUUUUCAGAUAUGUUUUUCCUUUUUUUCUUUCAAACUUGCUCGUAACUUUCAUGUUAGUAUUAAAGGAGCAAUGAUGAUCAGAUUGAGGUAACUCCUAAUUCAGGCGAGGUCAUUUUUUGGCCUUUGUUUUGGAUACUGGAUCCUCGAACAUCUUUGAAAGAUAUCGAGAAAAAUCAUUUAAAUCUGAUUUUUUGAUGCACUAUGUUGAGUUCUGCUUAGAGUAGUUUAGGAAAUAAAAUUUCAUUUUCCAAGUAGUUAUAUGUAUUAUUUAUUUAGAUUACUGUCGUAAAUAGAAAUUUAAAAAGGCGAGGUUUCCUUAAAAUGGUUGUUGCAUGGGGCACCUUUCGGCGUGUACUUUGUAAUAUAUGAAAUAAAAAUAAAGUCAGUUUUGAAAUAACAAA